Molecule: messenger RNA, 3158 nt
Organism: Pocillopora damicornis (cauliflower coral)
Lineage: Eukaryota; Metazoa; Cnidaria; Anthozoa; Scleractinia; Pocilloporidae
Product: TNF receptor-associated factor 3
Biological process (GO): regulation of apoptotic process; signal transduction; regulation of canonical NF-kappaB signal transduction
Cellular component (GO): plasma membrane signaling receptor complex; cytoplasmic side of plasma membrane
Molecular function (GO): zinc ion binding; tumor necrosis factor receptor binding
Source: RefSeq, a predicted model, not a curated record
GUCAAGUACCUAAGUCAAGGGCGGGAUGCCCCAGGAUUUUGUAAAAUUUUCCAGCUGGUUACUAUUUUGAUGAUUUCGUUUAUAUCCAAAAACAAAUCGCCAAGAGCCUUUUACUCUUAUCUCAGGAAGGCACUAUAUCUGGUGCGUCUGGGUACUUUUGUUAUUCACUUCCCUGACGCAACUUAAACGGGAUGUUAUGAAAACUGAUGCAAGUCCUUAAACACAGACUAGAGUAUUUUUACACUGUAUAGAGAGAGACACUAAAAAUUUCCUAUUUUAAUAGCGGGGAAGCACCGAAAGCAGCGUUUUCAAAUACUUUUAAUGUUCAUUUCUCUGACGUAACUCAAACGGGACUUUACGCAUGUCACAGUGACGCACUGACGAGACUAUUUCGUCGGGGACGUGCAACUAUGCCGUUGCCUUCUGAUAAGAUAUUCAUGGGAACUUUCUGAUCAUGAAAAGGUUAUAGUUAAUGAAAAGGUGUAAGAUUUUAAUAUUGUAUGCGUUACUAUAGUUAAUACCAAAAGGGCUCGAUUUUAGCAGAGUUUCAAGGUCGAGACUAAGAUUUUCGUAUAGCAUCAAGGAUUUUCCCCGGUUAUACUAAGAAGUCAGUUUUUGUUGGAGCAGUAAACUUAAAUAUGCAAGCUGGAAUCAAGUCAUACAGGCUGGACCGUGCUGAAAUUUAAUUUGCAGACAAAAUUUCCAAUUUUCCCCAUUUCGUUGUAGAUUGUUGAUCAAACCAUGGUGAUCUGACGGUCUCUUGAUAAUUAAAAAUACUCGUUAAUUGAGUAAAACAGCUUGACCCAGUGUGUCACGAUGUUAUUCUAGCAGUAUUAGUUUGAUGAAACCUUUUUCAAACUUUGCUUACAUAAAGUCACCAUUAGUUUAAACUGCCUUUUCACGAAAUGAAAACAUCCAGAAUAGGGAAUUAAGACAAUCAAGGGAAUUCCCUAUACCUCUCUCAGGGAAAAACUUUGUUCGUCGUUUUUAAUAACUUUUGGUAUUCAUUUCCUUGGGGUAACUCAAUCUUGAUGUCAUGGCAGUGACGCAAGUAACAAUGCACACACAAUAGCAUUAGCUCAGGUUCGUAAACUGUGGUGCAAACAGCUUCAAUUGAAAUAUCUAAGGUCAUUGUAUGAGCAGAUAAUAUUUACCGAAGAAGUUAUGAUAUGGUAGAUCUAUCAAGUGUAUCAUUCCACAGAUCACAUAACAGACAUGAUUUAAACAGAUUGAAGGUUAAGACUGAUCCUUUUCUUUUUCAGCUCUUUGGAAUUGAUCCGGCUAGAUUGCUGAAGCAGUAAACUCAGCUAUGUAAGAAAACCUUCGGGAGACCUUAUGACGUGGGCAAAAUAUAUAUUUCGAACUGACUCAAUACCAGAGUUGUAGAUUUGUAUAGUAACGUGAACGUACUGUCCUUUGAAGUCUGGAUCGUCUUUGUGAAAACGAUACCUUUAAGACUCGUUAGCCAUCUUGAGCCGUUAAAUAUGACGAUUCUUACAAAAGAUAAGCCCUUCAAUUCUGUCUCCCACUCGUAGUGUAAGUCGAAAUGGAGGUCUCUGGCAGUAAAGAGCAUGAACACAGGACAAGUAAUGCGAAUAAAGUGGAGUAACACAACCUUGCAUGAAGACACGUACUGUGUCAUAAGGUCCAAAUCGGAGUAAGACGACUAUUUCCCUACGUGACCACUCAACACAAAGAGUCAAUGAGAUAUUUCACUUUAUGAUCAUUAUUGAAGGUUGCUUCACGUAAAUAAACAACACACUCUUUUGCAAUCAGCUUAUUCUAUUGUGUUUGUUUACGAGAUGUUGAUACGCGUCACAGUGAUAUGCAUGUCAUGCAGCUCGUAAAAUUACGUACAUCCUCGAAACUGACGUCACGAAUGAGUACACGUCCACUGAAUCUAAAAAUAUAUAAAAAUGGGAGAGUAGAAGCUAUAUAUGUUGAAGUUUGUGCGUUUAUCUUCAUAUAGAAUAUUCAUUCAGUGGAAAGUUGUGGGCGCUUUACUGACUCGUUUCAUCGGCUGAACUAUGGUUGUCGCAAUCGACACAAUGGUGGAUACUGAUAUGAAAUUCGUAGACAGAGUAGACGAGAGGCUUAAUUGCCCGAUCUGUAAGAAGGUUUUCGAUGAGCCCUGGCAGACAACAUGUGGACAUCGAUUUUGUAGCGACUGUCUGGAACGUCUUUUAGGACAAGAAAACCCAAGGUGUCCGAUAGAGGGUGAAUCAAUUUCAAGACAGCAAUCUUUUAGGGAUAAAUGCUGUGAGAGAGAAGUUCUUAAUCUUCGAUGUUUCUGCCGAUUUAAUAACAAAGGAUGCGAUUGGAAAGGGGAGCUCAGAUAUCUAAAGGCACACGAAGAUAGCUGUCAGAACGGUAAUGUAAAAUGUCAAGCGUGCGGUGAAACUGUGGAGAGGAGACAGCUCACGGUGCACAGGGAGCAAGAUUGUAUCAACAGGGCAGUGGCGUGUACCUACUGUGGUGGCGAGGUUCGGCAUAGUUAUAUGAAGGAACAUUUAAAUGUGUGCCUUAAGUUUCCAAUCCAGUGCUUCUUGAACUGUGGUGAAGAGGGUAUACCAAGAGACAUGAUGGAAGAACACGUGUCCACACGUUGUCUUAAAGCUGAACAUCUAUGUCCUUUUAGUUUUCAUGGCUGUGAAUUUAAGGGCACUAAACAAACAAUCGAUCAACACGUUGCUGAGAAUAUCGAGUCUCAUCUUGAAAUAAUGAACUAUUCAAGCAAUGAAUGUAACGAGAAAUUAAAACAGAUGGAAGAGAAGAUAUAUCGUCUAGAACAAGAAAAAAGUACUUUGGAACAUCAACUACAAAAUCAAGCAGAGGUGUUGGCAGCUGCAAGACAAAAUACACAAACGCAACAGACAAAACUGUCCCACGUAGAAAACUCCAUCAUCGAACAAAAGAGGACAACUGAGAAAUUGCUCGCCGAUUUAAAGGUUUUUGUGGCAUCUAGAACCAAGGGAGAUGCUGUCUCGUCUCAGAUGGAAGAAAUAAUGAACACUCUGCGAGAACACGAGAAGGAGGUGAGCAGUCUUCAGGGUGAAGUGGCCCAUUUGAAAUUAUACCCUGCCACGCAGAAUGGUGCGAGUAACUCUUGUUCAAAAUCCGACGUGUCUCUCACUCGUGAGUCCGAGCGCCGACUGGAC